AUGGGGCCAGUGUCAACAUCCUUGGAAUAUAAAGACCGGACGACUCAAACUUUCGGCAGCGUGCCAAAUCCAUCUGGAGUUCCCCUGGCAGCGCAAGAAUUCACAGCUGUAUUUCAUCUGGAGAACACUUGUUUGAUGAGCUUAGCCAAUGCAAAGGCCGGCUGGCACCAAAGUCGUCACCACCUGGUUUAUGUUUCGUGCACUUACUCUCUAGCAACUCUCAAAAUGAUACCAUCACUUGACCACGAUCAUCCCGCGGCCGUUGUAGCGCCACUCCCUCCGAAUCCAAGUCACCAACAAGAACUUCAAGGCAUGAGCACCCGAGCGGAACGAUCUUCAAGAGUGUUUCCCGAGGAUGUCACGCUUGCACGCACGGACAAUGACCCAGUGACGAACCACUUUGCUAGGAGCACUAGCCAAAAGUUUGGGGUCAUUCUCAGCUGGAUGCGCGCGAUUCCGUACGUGGUGUCGUACGCAUACGGUGCCGUGUGCUCUACGUUUGGGCAGCUCCGUGCAAUUGCCGCCAACGAUAGAAGGAAGAUCAUCCAUGCAUUCAAGGUGGCGCUCGCGCUAAUUAUUACCGCUCUAUACACUCUUUUCAUCCACACCGAGGACUUUGUGGGACACAAUGGAAUCUGGGCGAUCAUGUCCGUGGUGGUGAUCUUUGAGUUUACAACUGGGGCAACUUACUGCAAAGGACUCAAUCGAGUGACUGGAACUUUCUUUGCCGGAGUUUUGGUACUUGGUAUCAGCCAAUUAGCUGAAAUUGGAGGCGCAGCAGGCUACAAAGCAGUUGCUUGCAUUGCCAUAUUUUUUGUUGGAGUGGUGGCAACGUUUCUGCGGUUUGUCCCCAAAAUGAAGGCCCGAUAUGACUAUGGACUUCUUGUUUUCCUUCUUACUUUCAGCUUGCUCAUGAUCUCUACAAACUCCAGCCUGCAUCCGGUUGAGAUUGCAUCGUCUCGAUUGUACAUGAUAACUGUUGGUUGUUCUGUCUCCCUUUUCACAACCACAUUUAUUUAUCCAAUCUGGGCUGGUGAUGAGCUUCAUGAACUGACCUCCAAAAACUUCUCCAAACUGGCUGAAUCGCUAGAAGAAACAGUGGAGAUGUAUUUUGAUCCGAAAGCUGAAGAAAAGCUUGUGACUGACGUAAGCGAUGCCACAUACAAAAAGUAUAAUUCUCUUUUCACGUCGAAGAGCCACGAGGACUCCCUUGCAAACUUUGCAACUUGGGAACCUCCACACGGCGACUUCAACAUAAAAUACCCGUGGGGACACUACAUAAAAGUUGGGACAGCUCUUAGACAUUGUUCCUACACAGCAAUGGCAUUGCAUGGCUGCCUCACAUCAAAGUCAAAAGCACCAAUAGAGCUGAGGCGGUGCUUCGAGAAGAAGAUUUACGCCGUCAGCAAAGAGAUCAACAAAGUAAUCACCGAAGUAGGCAACAAUCUCAAGAGGAUGCAGCAAAACAAGCCCGCAAGCCAGCUGCUUAGCGACGUUAAUCAGGCCGCAUUCGAGCUCCAGAGAUCCAUCCAGCGCCACUCAACCCUAUUCGUGAACAUCAGAUUGAGCGACACCAUCAUCAAAAGCAAGGCUCACAGGCUGCCCAUAGCCAUCGACACUGACAAUUUUAUUCCCUGGAGUGGACCCCUAACACCAUCAUCCCCCAUGGAGGAUCCUAUAUUCGAGUUUGACAAGAGAGACAGGAUCAUUGCCCACAGUGGGCCUCUCACUUGCACAUUCGACUACAACAUGGAAAGUGCCAAUAACUUCUCGCUUGCCACCUUUGUGUUCCUCCUCCUGGAAACCACGGCCAGGCUCAAACAUGUUGUGGACACGGUGGAGCAGCUGGGAAUCGCCGCCAAGUUUAGAGCCCAUUCCAAAGACGAGGAAUCCUGCCACCACACCAUUGACAUCCAAUAG
Messenger RNA from Selaginella moellendorffii, 1920 nucleotides. Its product is annotated as aluminum-activated malate transporter 14. Gene Ontology annotation, biological process: malate transport. NCBI's taxonomy places the organism in Eukaryota, Viridiplantae, Streptophyta, Lycopodiopsida, Selaginellales, Selaginellaceae. The transcript is spliced from 7 exons. Gene Ontology annotation, cellular component: plant-type vacuole membrane. The coding region runs from base 1 to 1920 and encodes 639 amino acids. The record is from RefSeq and is a predicted model, not a curated record.